This is a messenger RNA of Cordyceps fumosorosea ARSEF 2679, 855 nucleotides long. RefSeq lists its product as hypothetical. NCBI's taxonomy places the organism in Eukaryota, Fungi, Ascomycota, Sordariomycetes, Hypocreales, Cordycipitaceae. The transcript has 4 exons. The coding region runs from base 1 to 855 and encodes 284 amino acids. The record is from RefSeq and is a predicted model, not a curated record.
AUGAUUGCCAAGACUGCCAUCUCUGCCCUCCUGGCCGGCGCUGCCAUCGCGGCUCCCGCUACCCCCACGGCCACCGAGGUGGACUUUUCCAUCGGUGCCCUGGACAGCCGCCAGCUCGGCGGCAAGGUCAACAACGGCGCCAUCGCCAACUUCAACGCCGACAACACCAGGGACGGCAUCGGAGCCGGCAAGGACGAGUACAAGAUGUACUGGGGCGACGGCAGCACCGGCGCCGGCUGGCCGGACCGCAACCGCUGGGUGUCUUUUGAGGACAUGUUUAACAACUACAAGCCCCAGAUGUUUAGCUCUUGCGGUAACCAGGGUCAAGCCAACGAUUCUGGCCCGGAGGUGGGGCGCCACAAGGGCGCCAUGUAUGACGGGAUCCAAAAGGCGGCCAAGGCAUCCGGCGUGGACCACCGCUUCAUCCUGGCCGUCAUCAUGCAGGAAUCGGGCGGCUGCGUGCGCGUCAAGACGACCAACUACGGCGUGCGCAACCCCGGCCUGAUGCAGGACCACGACGGCGUGGCGACCUGCAACGAGAACGGCCGCGUCCAGAACCCAUGCCCGUCCAGCACCAUCUACCAGAUGAUCUCCGAGGGUAGUGCCGGUACCGCCAAGGGCGAGGGUCUCGCGCAGACGCUCAACCGCUCCGGCCGUAGCGACGUCUCGGCGUUUUACCGCGCCGCGCGCCUCUACAACUCGGGCUCCAUCUCGCACACGGGCAACCUGCAGGACGGCAUCGCGACGCACUGUUACUCGAGUGACAUUGCCAACCGUCUGACCGGUUGGGUCAACGCCGUGUCCAAGUGCAACUGUGACAAUGACCCCAACAGCUGCGGCAUCACGACCAACUAA